AGGAGGAUCUUUUAAAGUUGGUUUUCGGUUUUUGUUCAGCACAUGACAGCUUAAUUUGACCAUCAGUCCAUCAAUCAAAAAGUCUAUUAUUUUGAUUUUUGGAUGGUUUUCGUUUAUUAAAUGUCGGUCAAAAAACGUAAAAUCGUGUUUAUAUUUUCGUGUCAAAGAAUAGAUAUUUAAAAAUACAAUAUUUAAACUGAUGGCUAUAUCAAUGAAUUAUCAAACACUGUAAUUAGUUUAUUUCAGCUGAAGAUUUAAACCAUAUUUCUGUAAGCUUGUCGAAAUAUUCACGUUAACAUGAAUAAUGAAUAAUAUUUUAGUUAUUUCGUCUAAAUAAGAAUGAUAAUUACAGAAAUACUAUAAUGAAAAUCACCUGUGGUGUUGAAGUAGGAAAUCGCAAUGCAUCUUCUGUGAAAAAUAAAAAACAUAGUGUUGCUACUUUAGCAUUAUGUCCUAAGACUAAGAAGAAAGAACUUCAAAGUGAUGAGGAUAUUUACCUCAUACUUUGCACUCAUCAGAGUCCAAGGGGAACAAAAUACAAAAUUUUCAACAAUGUAGAUAAAUUGUUCACCAAGUUUAUCAAUGAAGGAAAAGCUACAAUAAGAUUUAAAGCGCCUCCUCAUGAUGUUAUUAUUAGUAAGGCUGAUCCUCUUCAAUUGAAAGCUUUUCUUCAUGGUGUUGGCUUAACAAUCGUAGGACAGGCCAGCAAAAAAAUCCGCUUCUCUCAACCUCCAACGAAGGUGGACAGACCGAAACAAAAAUUGGCCAUCAUGAAACGAAGUGAUUACCCUAUCAAAAAUGGAUUUCCAGAUAGUCUCACUUGGCUGCAAGUGCAAGGUUGCCAUUUGCGUAAAAUUGGUCUACAUGUUUUAAGACUAAAAAACCUUCAGGUUCUUGAUUUAGCCAACAAUUGUUUAAAAGAACUUCCUUUAGAACUUGGUGACAUCCGAUUGAAAGAACUUGUUUUGCAUCACAAUGAUCUGAAAUGUUUUCCUCCUGAACUAGCAACAACAGUGCUCGGGCAGACUCUUGAAGUUUUAGACCUCACUUUUAACAAGAUUCGUUGUCUUUCACCCUACUUUUGUCUCAUGAAAAAGAUCAGCGUAUUGUCCCUAAAAGGCAAUGGUCUUCAAAAUCUCCCUCGCAACAUUCAUUGCUUAGAGUCUUUGAGAAUGUUCAGUGCAUCUCACAAUGAGCUGAAAGUACUCCCAUUUGGAAUUAGAAAACUACAACUGGACAGUUUAGAUUUAUUUCAUAAUCCCUUAGAUACUGAUGUUGUUUUGAGGCCUAUGACUCCCUGGCAAUUGCCUUCUUUACUAGAAUGUGCUGCAUCAGCUGUUGUCACUCAAAAGUAAGAUUUUUUUUUUUAC
Parasteatoda tepidariorum (common house spider) is the source of this 1370-nucleotide messenger RNA. The record is from RefSeq and is a predicted model, not a curated record. Lineage: Eukaryota; Metazoa; Arthropoda; Arachnida; Araneae; Theridiidae.